Ipomoea nil (Japanese morning glory) is the source of this 1354-nucleotide messenger RNA. Its product is annotated as E3 ubiquitin-protein ligase CIP8. The transcript has a single exon. Gene Ontology annotation, biological process: protein ubiquitination. The record is from RefSeq and is a predicted model, not a curated record. NCBI's taxonomy places the organism in Eukaryota, Viridiplantae, Streptophyta, Magnoliopsida, Solanales, Convolvulaceae. Gene Ontology annotation, molecular function: ubiquitin protein ligase activity. Gene Ontology annotation, cellular component: cytoplasm. The coding region runs from base 97 to 1185 and encodes 362 amino acids.
AAUAAAAGAGAAAUCUGCUUCACUGUGUACCUUCUUCUCUCUCUGCAUUCUUUCCAAGUCGUAUCUGGUCCAUAUCGUACCACCGCAGACUCUCCCAUGGCGGAAUCCCCAAACGGAACUCUGUCUCAAUCUCAGGCUUAUGCAGGGUCUGACCCGGAUACGUUGCAGUACUGGUGCUAUCACUGUGAUAAACGGGUCUCCAUUGAAACCAUAGCGGAUCUUCCUGAUGUUAUCUGCCACGAGUGCAAAAACGGCUUUGUGGAGUCCAUCGCCGCCGUUGCUGCGCCUCUUCCAGCCCCAGAAGCGGCACCUGAUCAGAUCGACGAGGCUAAUUUCAGCAAUCAGUUCUUCCAAGUCCUUCGCCUAAUCGCUCAGGCCGCGCGUGAGGACGACACUCCUCCUCCUCCGCCGUCUGAGCACGCGGAUCCAUCCGAUGACGAUUAUCUCCGAGUUGAAAUCGGAGGGUGGGACAACGGCGACGAGGAUGAGGACGACGAAGUGGAAGGCAGAAAUGAGGAUGAAGAAAAUCAAGACCUAGAGGAGGAGAAUCGAAACGAAUCGGAUGAGGAAGACGACGAUGACGAAGGGGACGAGAAUCACGGCGAGAGAGAGGAAGAGGAUUUCCGGCGAAGGCAGCGCGAUGUGCUCCGUCUUCGGCUUCGCGACCUCGCGGCUCGAGCUGCUAGCCGCCGCAAUCGGAUUCUCGAUUGGGCGGAGAUUCUGAUGGGGCUCGAAGACCACUCAAUCGAGUUCCGAUUACAAGUUCCUGAGGGCGAUGGCUACUUUGGAAACCCUGGCGAUUACGUGGACGCUGCAGGCUACGAAGCCUUACUGCAAAACUUAGCUGAAAGUGAUAAUGGUGGAAGACGGGGAGCUCCGCCAGCUUCAAAAACUGCCAUAGAAGCUUUGCCUACAGUCGUGAUUAAAAGCGAGCUGGAGGAACUAGUCUGUGCUAUAUGCAAAGAUUCUGUAAGCACAGGUGAAACGGCAAAGGAAUUGCCAUGUGGUCAUAGAUAUCAUGGGGAAUGUAUAGUGCCAUGGUUGGGUUCCAGGAAUUCAUGCCCUGUUUGUAGGUUUGAGUUAGCUACAGAUGAUCCCGAGUACGAAGAUGAAAGAAAGAGCAAACCUUCCAACUUUUCCUCCAGUUCUUCCACUGCUGCAGCCAGCAGUGAAGGAUGUGAUUGACUUAUCAUGGUAAAUCUACCUUCUCAUUCAUUCGCACUCCUUUUUACCUCCAAUUUUAGAUUUCCUGUUCUUUUAUCAGAACUCCUUGUGGAUUAGUUGGAUGAAAGUGCUGUAAUCUUUGAAUGUAAAUAAGUUCUUCCAAUACACAGCUUCAAAAUUUACCUCUUAA